AUGCUCGCUCAGCGAGCGAACGGCCGAUUCAUUUUUGCAGCGACUAUCGUUCGGAUGAUCGACCAAGAUCAGCCUCAUGAGCGUCUGCCGCUCGUGUGUAGCAUGCUACGCGGUGACGUGGAGCAGGUGUGGGGCGACGUCGGUCACCUAUACGCUUCCAUCAUCGACAGCGUUGAGCCUUCCACCCGCGAGACCGCGCUCAGAUAUAUUUCCCUCCUCGCCAACCUUGCGGAGCCCCUGUCCCUCUCCGACCUCCGUCUACUGUUCGGCCUCGACGUCUAUCCUCUUCUUGUACCUUUUUCGGCCUUGGUUUAUGUUCCUCCCCCGGACUCCCGUGACGCUGUCCAGCUAUACCACAGCACUCUCCGCGACUUUCUUGAACGUCGCAACUUGAAACAGAAUGAAGACAGUCGGGUCAGCGCCAACAGAAUUCACCAUCCUUUAGCUAUCCGCUGUUUUCGAACGAUGGCGAGGAUGCUCAAACGUGACAUUUGCGAGCUUCAAGAUCCAUCGCUCCUGCACGACGAGAUCCCCGACUUCCCCCAGAGACGUGAUGCUGUUCCCCGCGCACUUCGAUAUGCCUGCCUCUACUGGUUUCACCAUAUGGAACGCCUUUUGCCGGAUGGCGAAAUUCAAGGAUGUCUACUAGAAUUCCUGGAGGGGCGACUUCUUUUUGCUGUAGAAGCGUGCACAGUCCUUGGGGAGCUUGAUAGCGUAAUUCGUCUAUUCCGCGCCGCUCGCAAACAUAUCAUGGGAUGGCCCGCCUCCUCGUUUCCUGGGAUGGAGCAGACCACGGGUUUGCUAUAUGACGCCUGGAGGCUUGUCGUGGACUUCUACGAUCCAAUCAACGCCUCCGCUCUCCACAUCUACGAGUCUGCACUCCCGUGCGCUCCGGAAAAGUCACGGAUCCGGCUUACCUACUCCCGUGUUCUUGCUGAAGCCACUUCUUUUACGUUCGAGGAAGGCUUGGAUGUCCAAUGGGGCUGUGUCACCCGUGUCAUCGAGAUGAAGACAGAUCAGUUUGAGCUCUCUCUCUCUCCUGAUACCUCACAAGUUGCCGCGUUCCGCAGAGAUACGGAGAGAACUGGGACAAUCAUGCUGUGGGACACUGCUACCGGAGCGCUCAUCACAUCUUAUCUCCUGGAAGACAUGACCGACGCUGUUGAGGUCGUUGACGUGUCCAAAAGGAAAGUCGAGGUUACUCAUGGCGGCUCGUUUGUCGCGUUCCGAGAUUCUCGACAAUGUUACCUAUGGUGGCCAUCGAGUCAAAAGGUCGUAAAAAUUGCAGCGCCGCAAGCAGAGGUUUUCUUUGGCCCUUUAGCCAUUUCUCGUAAUAGCGACAAGAUUGCUUCCGUGUCCGUCUCUGCAAGAGCCUCUGCCAGUGACAUGAGCAAAAGCUGCACCGUGCGCAUUCACGAUACGGCCUCGCUCCAGCCCAUUUCCUCUUGGACGUUUCCCCCCCGGUUCAAGGAAUUCCCGAUUAUAGGGCUGGAUUUCUCAUCCAAGGACGAAUCUCUCCUUGUCCAAGCGGAGAUGGUCACACAAACUGGAGAUUGUUUGUUCAGCCUUAUCCACGUCAUUGACUCAAUCGACGGACAACUACUUUGGCACGAGCAGUUCAACAACUACUGCAAUGCCAUUUUCAGCCCAGAUGAUGACAUCAUCCUCUGUUUCGAUAUAACAAACGUGAUUCUUCUCAGGAGGGUGGUUAGCCCACAAAAUGUUCGCGCUGUUCGGCCUAGCUCUCUGUUCAACUUCAGCUUGUCGACAUUUCUCAAAGACAGGCGCUCCUCCCAACAGUUUUUGCGAUCUUACGAAAAACUACCGGCCGUCGCUUGUGCAAAGGCGAGAACGUACAAACCAGUGGACUUGGAGGCAUACCCACAUGACCGUCCUGAGUACGUCGCAGACCCACUUCCAGAUAAACCUGUGGCAAUACGGCAAGGCGGGAAGAUCUGCGCUUUGACUUAUGGUGGUGGUAACAUGAAGAAGACGAGGUGGAGGAUGCAGAAUGACGAGUGCUUUGGAAUAGCCGACAUUGUCGGGUAUAUCACUGCUCCGAUAGUUGACUUAUCUCUGACUGCGACAGUGCCGCCCAUCAAAUCCCCCAAGCUAGAGAUGUGCAAGGCGUUGCAAUUGGAGAUCGAAGGUUACACGCGUUUACUUGUCUCAAAGCGAGGCGACGUGGCAGUCUAUGGGUCAAAAGCAGCUCGGGGGAACAAAUACAUCCUUGUUGGCCUUGACUUGCAGUCCGUAAGGGAUACUUUCCGCUGCAACAUUGUACCCGACAUUCCUAAGGUCGUUCAUUCCCCAUCAGUGGAUAUAUCAUCUCGGGAGCAGUUUGUCUUUUCCCCGAAGUCAACAUAUUUCGCAGUCCUGAAUAUUCGUGGAGGACGAGGUCACGUCCAGGUGUGGAAUUCGAGGUCAGGCGUUCUCAUUGGAUCUGCCCCUGUCUCUCCCCCGUUUUUUGUGAGAACAGCCGGGUGGAAUGCCAUCUUUUCGGAGGAUGAAACACUUUUGGCACUCUCAGACCAUGUGCAUUUUACGUCCUCGUUCAUUGGCGUGUACUCCCUGGAAGGCAACACGGUCAAGCACUUGGGCUCAAUAUCCCCUUCUUUGUUUUGUAGAGCGCGAUACUUAUUAGCCUCGGUCACCCACGAUGCAGUCAACUACUUCUAUUAUGGCGACAAUUCUAACCUCUUUCAUCAUCUUCAAUGGAGAAAGGCGACAUCGACAUCUGUUUCUGUCUCCUCCAUCCCGAAUCUGGGAAACAUAAUUCACAUCGAGCAUUCCGCAAGCUUUCAGCGAAUCUACUGCCGCAGAUAUAUGGAGAGUACGGAAUCUGCUUUGAACUUGAAAAGGCCGGCAAGCGAGGGGACAGGGAUGUAUGAACUCGAAGAAGACGACGCCUCAAAGGCCUGA
Messenger RNA from Coniophora puteana RWD-64-598 SS2, 2922 nucleotides. RefSeq lists its product as uncharacterized. Gene Ontology annotation, molecular function: protein binding. The coding region runs from base 1 to 2922 and encodes 973 amino acids. The record is from RefSeq and is a predicted model, not a curated record. Lineage: Eukaryota; Fungi; Basidiomycota; Agaricomycetes; Boletales; Coniophoraceae. The transcript is spliced from 3 exons.